CUCUCUCUCUUUUUUCCCCUUUCCCCCACUUGAUUUUUUGUUUCCAAAAAAGAAAAAAAAAUCAACCCUAAUUUCUUCAGUAUAAAUUAUAUCUUAUAGGAGACAAAAAAGAUUUUGUAACCGAAGCUGAUGGACAACUGGACUUUGAGGGAAAACAACGAUUCGCCUGUAGGCGUAAACGGUUUUGUGGAUAACAUGCAACUUUUGUGGAAACUUCAGUCGCUUGAACCUCUCGCAGCAGAAGAAAAUGAUACUUCCCAGUCUUUUACUGAUUUUAAUCAGACUACUUCUGCUUCUGAUAUGCCUGAUGAUGAUGAUUUAGUAGACAAGCUAUUUCGUGAAAGUUUAGCUAUGCAAGACAAUUAUCAACCAGAGAACAAUAAUGAGAAUAUACAGCCACCCACAAGAUCCGAAGAUACCUCGCUUAGUAUGUUAUUAUCGACACCACCACCUUUGCCACCCAUGGACGACGCGCCCAUGAUAAAGAAAGAAUCGCCUACUGCCAGCAACAAUAAUAUUAUGCCACCAUUCUUUUCUUCACAGUCAUUCCAGCAUUCUCCACUCCCUCCUUUUGGGCAAAUACUUCAGACAUCACUACACAAUCCUAUGGCUCGUACCUUACCAUCCAUCAUGAACCCACCACCACCACAACCGCCACAACCACAGACAAUAGCAUCUAAACCCAACCAUAGUAUGAACAUUGCUUCUAUACAAAACCAUCCCAUUACCACUGCGCCUCCGUCUUCUUCUAUCAUUGCUCAAUUCUCAAUACCUUACACACAAACACCUUCUCCACCACAACGUAUGCUACAACCGCAAUCACUACCACUACCACUACCACUACCACUACCACCACCAACAAAUGUGCCUGCCAUUCCUCCUCGUCCACAAUUAAGACUUCAUUUCUCAAAACAUCUAGAAUCACUUGAUUCCCCUAUGUUUGACGACCUCAAAGAUCCCAUGAAGCCAGACUUAGAUGUCACAAAUUUGCGUCGAUUGACAGUGGCCACAUUGCGUACAUUAGGUGUCUAUUUGUCAUUUGAGGAUCUGCCUGCUGUUGACAUUGAGGAUCCAUUACCAACAGAUUCUCAACAAGUUUUGCCCGCUGCUGCUAUGCAGUUGAUCACCACCAUGGUAUUGGGCACAUCAGGCGACAAGGAUGUAUCACAAACCUUAGGCUCGCAAAUUUCAAAUGGAGAUUUAGUGGCCCUGCAGCGAAUGAUUGUGGCAGGUUUACGUAGCAAAAAUAUUGUCAUCCAUACAGUAUUGAAUGAACAACAGCCAGCCACUGGUUCAGAUCAAGCGCCUAAAAGAUCAGCAGCUCCCGGUGACAAGAUGAUUGAUUUGACACAUGUCAGAUACGAACCUCCUCAUAAUGUUACUCGGUUGUUUCUGCGCCUGUAUCGAUAUAUUCUCAACAUGCUUCUGUCUACACCUGAUUGUUGGCCAUUUAUUCAGCCUGUGCCCGAGACUGCUUUUCUCUACCAUCAAGAAAUUAAACACCCCAUGGAUCUGUAUACAAUUGAAGAGAAUGUAUGGCAUGGAAAAUACACCAAGUUUGCAAGAUUCGAAAAAGACAUGCAGCUAAUCUGGAAGAAUGCGAGAGCCUUUCAUCGAAAUGCUGGUACUAUUCCAAAGCAUGCUGAGAACCUAGAAAAACUGUUUACUCGGAUUGUGAUGGACAUCAAGAGACAGAUAAGGAAGCAACAACAACCCUCAGGGCCACACGAUUUCAAGUUUGAUCCAACCAAUACACUCCCCGAAGAAUCUGACUUUUCUUAUCCGCCCAUUGAACAAGUAUUCUCUGAACAAAGCACUGUCUAUACCAUCUCUGCCCUUUCACCUCUUGAGCCCAAGGCACGUAAACCAAAGGGCUUGACGAACGAAAAACUCUUGUAUCUCCAACUCAAUGGCCCUUUUUUCCAAGCAGUAGAGCGAAUGAAGAGUGAUUUGGAUGGUAAUCAUUUACUGGUACCUCGUUUUUAUAUUGCCAAGAACCGUACCUUGUUGCGUCAGAUCCGAUCUCAAGGUGUCUUAGCCAUCUUUUAUAAUACUAAAACAAACCGCGUCAGAGCCAGCAAGAAUAUUCACAUUGAAACAGACAUGAUUUUAGCUUAUCCUGCCAGUGAGUUGUUUGAUAUCGAUCAGAUCAAUGAAUGUACAGACGAUUUCGCAGCCAAAGGAUGGAUUCAUCUCAGACCUUUGCGUGUAGUCAACCAAAUCAGCUUUGAAGUGAACGAGACGAUUGAGCGAGACUAUUUUAAGCGUAUGUUUGCCACUUCUAAAAUGGCAAUUGAUGACAAAAGUGGACAUCACAAUUCAGCUACAAAAAAACUACUGAAGAAAGUAGUUCGUCAAAUUUUGGGAUUGCCAGAAAUUCAAGAAUCUACACCAGACAUACCCGAGACAUCUGCUAGAGAUGAACGUCUUAGUGCUGAAGAAUAUCACCAUCGACCUAUGAUUCAACAGCGCAUGCUUAAGACAAAAGAAGAAGAAGCUAUGGAAGCAGACGAGGGCUCGGACGAUGAAAAGCCUUCACCUAAAUAUAUAUCUGCUGGGCAAAAGAUGCAGCUGGAUGUCAAGGCUGAAAUGAUCUCCAACACGCAACGUUUAGGCACACGAGAAAUUAACCACGAAGUAUGGCGAAGGCUCUUUAAUGUGUGUACAGGUAAAGGUGUUCAGAUCAAAAAUAUCACAUCGCAUGGCAACAUCAACUGGAAUUCACCUAAUUCAGAAGGAUUCUUUAAACGCGUUUAUUUUUUUGACAAUAUUGUAGUCCAAGCAUUUCGACAAAUGACUAUGUAUCAGCGAAUUACUGAAGUAGCCUGUCUUAUGAAACUAAAAAACUUGCCUCACAUGGCCCAAAUGAGAGAAGUAUUGUACAAUGAUAACGGCGAUGUAGCAGGGUUGUCUAUGGAAAGAUAUCAAACGACAUUAAAGCAAUAUGCGCAUGUUCAUUCACAUCAUCGACUAACAGCUUAUCAGAAAUACGAUGUCAUUUAUCAAAUGCUAAUCUGUAUGAAGAUUAUUCACGAAGCAGGUCUAGCACACAGAGAUCUGUCAGAAGUUAACAUUAUGGUCAACACAAUCGAAGGUCAAUUUUUGGAAGACGGAAGUGAAAAAGUGUACCUGUAUUUGAUUGACUUUGGUAAAGCAGUCUUUUGUGAAGCCAAAGAUGUGCGUGAUUGGUUUGUGGAUGUGCCUCGCGCUGAAUGGGAAUACGAUGGUGAUGUGGUACCUGAAUCAAAAGAAGAGCUUGACUCUUGGUGUGAAUCUCUACCUUGGGUCAAGGGCAAACCUGAUCAUGGUUAUCGUAUGUAUAGAUCUAUUCAGACAUUACCAAAGACAAGAUCAGAUAACCAAGUAUUGCCUUGGUUAAUACACCCUCAAGCAGAAGACAUGUAUUCUAUUGGUGUCAUGAUUUGGAAAGUGUUUACGGAUACAGAACCAUGGCGUGGUAUUUUGGAUACAGAUCUACAAGGCUUGCGUUAUGUAGCUGAAGAUGACUAUCGUAUUCAAAGAGCAUUAGAGGGCGAAGUGCAUGGUGAACUUAGUAGACAGCUCUUACUUAAAUGUCUAAAGACAAGACCUCAAGACCGUGAUACUGCCAAAGAAAUUUUGGAUUGGAUCACGCAAGAUUCUGUUAGAGAAGGCUUGAUAGGUGAAUGGAAAAUGUAUUCAUCCGAUACCCGAGGUGCUCGAAGAGCCAAGAAUAUGUAUGGAUUUGAAGAAAGUAACGAAGAAGAAGAAAAACAAAAGAAACCAAGAAGAAAAAUCAAUCCCGGUCAAAGACAAAGAGGUCGUCCAAAACUAAUCAAAGAUCCAAUCACAAAUACCUAAAAAAAAAAAAGAAAAAGAAAACUUGUUCAUCUUACCAUCAUCAUCAAAUCAAUGCAUUUCCCUUUUUCUCUCUCUCUCUUUUUUUGUUGCAAAAUGGAAA
Molecule: messenger RNA, 3940 nt
Organism: Gilbertella persicaria
Lineage: Eukaryota; Fungi; Mucoromycota; Mucoromycetes; Mucorales; Choanephoraceae
Exons: 5
Coding region: 130-3840 (1236 amino acids)
Biological process (GO): mitotic DNA damage checkpoint signaling; protein phosphorylation
Cellular component (GO): cytoplasm; nucleus
Molecular function (GO): protein serine/threonine kinase activity; protein binding; ATP binding
Source: RefSeq, a predicted model, not a curated record